Messenger RNA from Parasteatoda tepidariorum (common house spider), 1073 nucleotides. RefSeq lists its product as uncharacterized. NCBI's taxonomy places the organism in Eukaryota, Metazoa, Arthropoda, Arachnida, Araneae, Theridiidae. The record is from RefSeq and is a predicted model, not a curated record.
AUGAAGUAUCAGAGCAAGAUUUCGGUUUGUACAUGUCCAAAGCACAUUUGUUGCUGCAAAUCUCAAAAUUUACAUUUCAUAGAAGAUAAAACUGAAGAUUCUUACAAUUUAUUUGAUAUCCUUGCACACAAUAAUAUUUCUAUUCCUCAAAAGCAGACGCCAAUUAAAGUUUCAAAAGCGCCAAAAACUACUUAUCGUCAGGAUUAUUAUCCGAAAUGCUUACAGACAUGUAAAAAAGCUAUUCCACCGUUUCCAGCUCUUUAUGCAUCGGAUAAAAAGAUGAGUCAUAAAACUAUUCAUAAAACAGAUUUCAAACCUUAUUCCGAAAAAAGCAAAAAAGAUUGUGUGGGAAGAAUUGUGAAACCUGAAAAUAAUUUAGUUUGUUCACUAGGGAAAUUUGGAGCUAAAAGUGAAACUAAGAGUUCUUAUAAGAAUCCAGCUUCUAAAAAAGGCUUAACUGGUAGCAAAUCUCUUUUUCGAGAACAAAAGUUUUCUAAUAAAGAUAAUAUCUCUAUUUCUGUAGACAAGUGCCAAGCACUAUCUUCUGAGACGACAUACUCAUCAGCAUACAAAGUGCCGAAAGGGUUCCAGAAAACUGAAAUUUUUGUUCCAAAGUCUGACAUGCACAAAGUUGAUUCUUCGAAAGCUUACAAGGAUAUUUCUCAAUACAGAAGUGAUUUUAAAAGACCUAAAAACGUUAAAAAAGAAUGCAUUCGUAAAAUUCAAAAAUAUUCUGCCCCAGAUGAACCCAUGGAAAACAAAACUACUUACAGAAUGGAUUAUAAACCCAAGAAACCUACGGAAAAGAAGGCAUGGGGAGAUUUUUCAACUUAUUCCAGUUGUGGCGCAGAUGUUAACAGGUUAUGUUGCCCUUGUAUGCACAAUGCUAGGAUUUGUCAAGCAGCCUGUUGAAGAAUUUGACAAUCAGAAUACGUCAAAUUCAAGUUACAAUAAGUCGAAGUGAAACAAGUGUUUUUUCUUUAUAACGAUUUAGAAUGAUGUGAUAUAAGAUGAGCAUUUAAAUUUCUCAUUGUCGUCCUCAAUAAAGUUAUUUAUAGAAUGCAUAUGCAAAG